Molecule: messenger RNA, 228 nt
Organism: Necator americanus (New World hookworm)
Lineage: Eukaryota; Metazoa; Nematoda; Chromadorea; Rhabditida; Ancylostomatidae
Exons: 2
Coding region: 1-228 (75 amino acids)
Source: RefSeq, a predicted model, not a curated record
AUGUUCGAGGACAUGGAAUAUGUGGUGGGCUUCACGUUGACGGCGAGUGGCCAAAGCGAGCAUUAUCCUGGAGGAGAUGAACGGCAGCAUGUCUCAGCCGCUUUUCUGGGUUGGAUGAUUGACCGACUUGCGGAACUGCCGCCUGUAGACGUUGCUGCAGCGUCGACCGUCCGCCACAACAUUCUCUGCAAGUCCCAGGACCAGCAGAGAACCUUCCAUUGGUGUUAA